AGUGAACUAGAAACUUCACAUAAAGCUUGGUUGCUGGGGCUACAUGGCCAGGAAUCUCCUGGAUAGUGACAAGCAAAUUAAAGUGGUUUUGGCUUAUUUUGUAAUGAAUGAUGCAUAGCAUUUCCCAAAGCGUGCAACAUUUUGGUGCAUUUAAUUCUGCAGGACAUCCAUGGCUAUUCAGGUGUGGAUCUCAUGUAAACUUACAGACACAGUUCCUCUUUUUCACACAAUAUCUGAAAAGAUGGGCAGUCCACAAAGCUGUCUUUGGAAGAUGGCCAUAUAACAGAGUAGGGAACCUAGCAGAGCACUGAUCCCUGAGAUAAAAUUGGUUCCAGAAAUUUGGUUGGUAAGGAAUUUAUCCAGAGAGUUUUAGGGGCAUCUGAAAUGGUCUGAGGGCUAUCCUAAUGGUUUCUGCCUUCUGUCUCAUCUCAGGCAGUGUUUUAGAUUGGUUUGAGGUCCAUUAAUGAAUUUUGAAAUCAUCCAACUAUAUAACAACCAGCAUUUUUUCCCCUAAACUUGUGAUUUUGGAAUACCUAUAGAUUCAUAUAUUUUUUUGUUUGUUUUUGUGAUACUGGGAAUCAAAGCCCGGGACUUAUACAUUCUAGACAAGUGCUCUACCCCUGAGCUACAUCCUCAGCCCUACUUUGAGAUUUUAUUUACCUCCCUUCUAGUUUCCCCAAUGGGGAUACCUUGAAUGAUUAUAGUAUAUUGUCACAACCAGGAAAAUGACAUUGGCAGAGUCUGUCCACCUUCUUCACAUUUUAUUAGAUAUUAAAUAUACUUGUUUGUGUCUGUGUUGUGUAUUUCUGUGCAUUUUCCUCACGUGUACUUUGACACCAACAUUUUUAAAAAAUGGAAUAGCAUAGGGAUAUGGCUUUAGUGGUAGAGCACUUCCCUGGCAUGCAUGAGGCCCUUGGGUUCAACCCGCAUCACCAAAAUGUAUAUAUGGAAUAGUAUAGACUGCUCAGUUAGGGGCCACAUCCAUUCAAUAUUGAUUUGGAGCCAUGUUUUUGUUGCACUCCUACCUGGAUGGGAGUGGAGGGGUAUCUUUUUACUGAGUCACAGUCAAGUAGUUAGAGUCCCAGAUUGCAGGUUGUUUUUUACUUCAUUUACGUGGUUUCCAAGGAGCUCCAGGUUCCCUGGCCACCUGCUUCUGGCAGGUGGAAAAUGAGGCUAAAUAUAAAUAAAUAUACUGGGAGAAGUAUUGGGCCCCAAUCACUAUUUAAAGGGGUUUCAAGGCUGAUUUUGACUAGCACCAGUUGUGUUCUCGCUGGCUUCAGCAUCACUCCCUGGUAAGUUGGAACUCACUGUUUUCUUGCUAAUAGAAUCAGAUUGUUCUGAAGUACUACAGGUGGCAAAACCAGGUUAUUUAGAAAAUAUAAAGUUAGGAUAAUAAAAAGAAUUAAACAUUCUUUACAGUAGUAAAUCCUAAAGAAUAUCUAAGUCCAAGAUGCUUUGUCAGCAUAAAAACCCGUGCUGGUGCAAACCCCCUUCCAGGUCUAUCCCUUUCUCUUUACCUAUUUCCAAGACAUCCUUGACCUUGGUGUGGAAGGAGUCUCAAGAUUCUUGCUCCUCUGUGGGCAAAGAGACCCACCGUGACUUUACUCAAGGCCCAUAGGACUAUGGGAGGGGAACAUCUCAUGAUGGGGACCAAGCACACUGAGGAAUGUGAUGUGGUUAGGAUUAUUAUUAACUGGAUCACCUGCCCUGAGGGCCCACACCUGGGAGUUUUGCAUGUCUUUGGAUUUGAGCUGCACAGAUAUGAAACAGGGUUUUGAAGAAACUAGUUCAAAUCCAAGUUCUACCUCUGAAGAGUUCUGUGACAAAAUCCUAGUUGUGUCAUUAGUUGGAUGUAAUGCCAUCUACUCCACAGACUGCUUAAAGAAAAAAGAUAAAUGUUUGUCACAUCAUGGGAAUCUAUAAUACCUGUGUGUGUUUUGGUUUGGGAUUUUGGCACUGCCAGACAUCAUCAAUCCCAAGAUCUCAUGCAUUGUAAACAAGCACAUUCCUACUAGGCUACACCUCCUGCCAUCUAAUUAUAACUUAAAUGCAACUUAAUUUUAGUUUCCUUUAUAUAUUCAAAGGAUUAUUGGAGAGUCAAAGUCCAAUAUAAGACAAACCUUAUUCAAGUCCUGGGGUUUUUCCAGGCCUCCCUCUAUGAUAGUUGUACUUGUGCUUGCUUGCAUGGCCCUUAUUGUGGAGUUGGGUGGGAGUUGAGCCAGCCAGGACAGUGGGAAUCUCUCUACUUGGAUGAAGUGGAACCUGAGCAAGAAAGGAAAAAAAUCCUGACCAUUGCAGCAAACUCCUGUGGCAGCUGAUACAGGGCAGUUGCCAUUCAGAUGGCCCAUCCCAUUGUACCCUUGAUCCAACAGCUGCAGCUGGGUCUGCUGUGAUGAUGAGUGUGGGGCCAACCAAUGCCACCUUCUUCUGGGGAUUGCUGCACACUAGACUUCCUGUGACUUCUAGGGUAUCUAUCCAGACAGCUGUCCCAGAUCUGAAGAAUCUGACCAGGUUUGUUUGGCCACACUGGGGAUCAAACCCAUGGCUUCCCACAGGCUAGGCUAGUGUCUACCACUGAGCCACAGCCCAGUCCUAUCUUGCCAUUUAGACCUAACAAAAAGGACAGGAUUUCUGCCCAAACAGCUGACCAAAAGCUUCCUAGCUCCUGGCCAGUCUCUGGGUAGAGCUCAUCCACUCUUACCACAGGGAAGUGGGAAAUGUUGAAGCAGCAGCUGGAGGUCACCCAGGGUCCACAAGGCCUCAUGUACUGCACCCACUGAUUCCCAGACAUUGUGGGUCAGCAGAGGAAUUCAAAUACCUAAAAGAGAUGGUAGUGGACAGAGAAGGCCCAGAAGGCUUCUGGGCCAGUCAGUCACGCUGACAUGCUGUAUGUCAGGAGAGCAGGUCCCGGCACAACCAGCCAGAUGGAGCAUCUGGAAACUUGCACCAGAGCCUUCUGGGCAAACGGGAGAAGCCUGAGCAUGAGUCAGUCCCAAGGCUUGACGGGAACAGAGAAGAACCAGAGGAUCUGAUAAGGAAGGAGCAGGUUGAGUGGGGGACAGAACACAGGCUCCCACCCGCCUGAGUUGUACCCCUCACACGUCAUGCCACACACAGUGUUUAGACAGAGCAGUGAAGAAGAAACACAGACAUCCUAGAUCCUGUGGGGAGGAGGCCAGAGCUGGGAACAGAAGGCAGUCUGUUUAUUCCUGGCAGCCCCAAAUUCAAGGGGCCCUGCAACCAUUUCUGUUCAGAUCCUAGGCUGAACUCUCCAGAGCCCAGGAUCUCUGCCCAGCCCUGCCAGAUAGCAUGGAUCUGAGGACCUUGUGGAGAAUGGGUUUGAAGCUGGCUGUUCUCUUCCUAUUAUGUCCCAAUAGAAGUCCCACCUUGCAAGACCCUGAAUGGCAAGCAGAGCCAGUCUCCAAGAGCAUGGAAGUCCCCUUGCUCUCUGCUGUGCUCUUCAGAUUGUUCCUCAGGUCUCACCAAGAGCCUUCUUGCUGUGGUUGCAGCUUUUUCCUUCCUGUUCCAGUUUUAAGGGAGUGUGGCUGGGCCCCUCUCCUCCCUCACCCCAAAGCCACUCUUGAUAGAAGGUGGAAAUCAGGCACCAUACCUCUUGGCUUUUCUGCCUUCCCUCUCACCGAGUUUCCUCAGUUUCUCUGUGCAGCAAAGUGUCAUUCCCUUGCUUUUCAUAGGUCCCCUAUCUGCCUUUCUCAGCAGAGUCCUAAAGGGUACAGGUGCAGAAAAGGGCAGAAGGCCUAAUAAUGUUAAUGACUGUCCUUCAUUGGGUGCUAUCUACCAACUGCUGGUCUGUUUCACAUGAUCUUAGUCCCAUAAGGGGUGUGUAUAAUUAGGAGUUCCAUUUUUCAGAUAAGGAAACCAAGGCAAGAGAACUUUAGCAAUCCACCAAAGUUUUGGCCCAAGCUGGAAAAAAAGUAGAAUCGCAGCCAACUCUUAUUCCAGCCCAGUCUCAUUCCUCUACCCCUGACCUACAUCCCCAGCCCUUUUUAUUUUCUGUUUUCAUACAGGGUCUCCCUAAGUUGCCCAGGUUGGCUCAAAUUUGUGAUCCUAUGUCAUCCAUGAAGUGCCUGGCAUUACAAGUGUGUGCCACCAUGCCCUGGGGGCUCAUACCUCUUAAAGAUCAUCAUGGCGAGGAAGGAUAACAGUCAUUUGUUGAGAUGACACCUCCCUCGUCUCUCCCUUUAGCAUCAAGCACUCGGGUAUCUCUGGUUUGCUUCUUGGCCCAUGAUAUUCCCCACAGUAAUCCCAAAAGGUAGUCUUAUAAACUAAAAGGCCCUUCAAUUGAUGGGAUGGGGGACUGAAGAUCCCAACCACUGCCACCAUCUCUCUCACACACACAUACACUACCCUUGGGUGUGCUGGCAGGAAUAUGGGAGCUGGCUGUGCACUUGCCUCGCUGGCUGCCUCAGAUUUAAGGAUCAUAAAAUAUAGCUGUACUAGCUGAUGUAGGAGGUGGGUAGGGGUAGGCAGUCAUUACCAUUCAUUAACUGAAAUGCAUUUUUCAGAUGAGUGAGGCAGUGACAGGCAAGGCUCCCAGCUAGGGAGACCACCAUCUAAGUAGGGGAACUUAGGUGGCACCAUGUGGCCUGUAGCCAGGGAGAGGGUCACUGGUACGGGAGGAUAAGGAGGGGAGACAAGGAGCCAAGAGGGAGGCUUCUCGGUGGCUCCAGCUCAGAAUGUGCCAGGUCCCACCCCCAGAGGCGGGGCCAGGGCUGGGCCUGCAGGCCACAGCUCUGGGAACCCGGGCAGUGUAGAGCCUGGACGGGGAGCUGGGGCUCUACUGCCCCAGAGUGGAUGCACCAUGCACUCGCCAGCCAGAACACCAGACUUGGUCCCAAGCCCUGAAAGGCUAGCUGCUGUGACUCCCUGACACUCAGGAAAGCCCAGGCUGGUGAGCUACACCUGUCCACAGCCACCAUGAUAUGGCCCACAGUAUGGGUCUGCAGCCUCUGGAUUACUGUGCAGUCCCCACCAGAAGGACAGUGACCUGAAGCCCCGCGCUAACUCUGGCCACCCCCUCCUCCAUCCAGGCAUGCCGGUUGCUGCUCCAGACCUCCCCCAUUCCAAGGCCCAAGAUGACAUCCAACAGCACUGGGGAGGUGGCCAUCCCCAUCCCCAUGGUGGCUAUGGGGCUCUCCCUGACCCUGGCAAGCCUCAUUGUGGCCGCCAACCUUCUUCUGGCACUGGGCAUCGCCCGAGACCACCACCUGCGCAGCCCCCCUGCUGGUUGCUUCUUCCUGAGCCUGCUAUUGGCUGGGAUGCUCACAGGGCUGGCACUGCCCACGCUGCCAGUGCUGUGGAACAAAAGCCGCAGGGGUUAUUGGUCCUGCCUCCUCCUCUACUUGGCUCCCAACUUCUCCUUCCUCUCUCUGCUGGCCAAUCUGCUGCUGGUACAUGGAGAGCGCUACAGAGCAGUGCUGCGGCCACUCCAGCCCCAAGGGAGCACUCGGCUGGCCCUGCUCCUCACAUGGACUGGUCCCCUGCUCUUUGCCAGUCUGCCGGCUCUGGGUUGGAACCACUGGAGCCCCAACGCCAACUGUAGCUCCCAGGCUGUGUUCCCAGCUCCCUACCUCUACAUUGAAAUCUUUGGGCUCCUGCUGCCUGCUGUGGGGGCUGCUGCCCUUCUCUCUGUGCGAGUAUUGGUCACUGCCCACCGCCAGCUACAGGACAUCCGCCGGCUGGAACGGGCAGUGUGUCGCGAUGCACCCUCUGCCCUGGCCCGCACCCUCACCUGGAGGCAGGCCAAGGCACAAGCCGGAGCCACACUGCUAUUUGGGCUAUGCUGGGGGCCCUAUGUGGCCACCUUGCUCCUGUCGGUCCUGGCCUAUGAGCAGCGCCCACCACUAGGGCCUGGAACUCUGUUAUCCCUCCUCUCACUGGGCAGUGCCAGUGCAGCAGCUGUGCCUGUGGCCAUGGGUCUGGGUGAUCAGCGCUACACAGCCCCCUGGAGGGCAGCCACGCAAAGGUGGCUGCGGAUGCUGUGGGGAAGAACCUCCAGGGACAGUCCUGGUCCCAGCAUGGCCUACCACACCAGCAGCCAAAGCAUCAUUGACUUGGACUUGAACUAGGGGAAGGGCCACAACUGUUUCCUAGAAGCAUCUGUCCAUCUCAGCCAUCAAAUCCCUUUCCAUAUGUCCCCUCUUCUCUGGAACAGAAAUCAUUCCCCUGUUGUAUCACCACCCUGAGGGAAUAAAGCACCUCUGGCCACUUA
This is a messenger RNA of Ictidomys tridecemlineatus (thirteen-lined ground squirrel), 6229 nucleotides long. It is a transcript of the gene Gpbar1, whose product is annotated as G protein-coupled bile acid receptor 1. NCBI's taxonomy places the organism in Eukaryota, Metazoa, Chordata, Mammalia, Rodentia, Sciuridae. Gene Ontology annotation, cellular component: plasma membrane. The record is from RefSeq and is a predicted model, not a curated record. Gene Ontology annotation, biological process: G protein-coupled receptor signaling pathway. Gene Ontology annotation, molecular function: G protein-coupled bile acid receptor activity.